Rhodamnia argentea is the source of this 2085-nucleotide messenger RNA. RefSeq names its product E3 ubiquitin-protein ligase At1g63170. NCBI's taxonomy places the organism in Eukaryota, Viridiplantae, Streptophyta, Magnoliopsida, Myrtales, Myrtaceae. The transcript is spliced from 5 exons. The record is from RefSeq and is a predicted model, not a curated record. Bases 455 to 1726 code for a protein of 423 amino acids.
UUUGGCUGGUGACUCGUUGUGCUUUGAGACUGACCUUAAUGUUGAUUUGUUGUGCAGUUUCACAGGUUUAAGAUGAAUUUUGUAGGAAUUAGGGGGUUUCGUGAACUACCGGGUCUUGACUUUUAGUCUGGUUCCCUAGUAUUGUGAAUUUUCCUCUUGAAUAGGUUUAGGAUGCAUCUUGAACCUCUUCGGUUCUCCAACCGGAUCUUAGGUUUUACAUGGUCCUACCAUUAGAUUUUAGUGCUUCUUUUAACUCUCUGUUUGCUGUUAUUCUUUAAUUGCUUUUCCUGGGUUGAUUGAGCUUGUGCUAAUGAAUUAUAUUGCUCAUAUUCUGGAGGGUUCUAAGAGUAGAAGCUCGACGAUCGGUUAAUUUGUCGAGAUCGACUGAUGCCAAGUGUCGGGAGUUCUGUUGAAAGAUGAUAAAAUUUUCAUGUUUGUCUUUGGGUCAACGUAGAUGGAUGUUGGAGCUCCUGAACGACAUAGAGAUAGCCAAAUAGAUCGGUACCCUUUGCUAAUGGAACAAGUGGAGAGUAAUAGUGAUCAUCAGCACAUAAUUAAUGUAGAGAGAAAUGGGGACACCCCAUUGACCUCAUCUCAUGAUGAUCAGCAACGCAGCGUAGACUCAACAGAGGAUGAGGAUGAACUUUCGCCUAGCAUGCCAGCCCCUGUGGAUCAAACAAAUGUAAAUUCAUCAAACAGAUUGAACUCCACAAAUUCCUCUAGCACAAGGAGAGGUGAUGAUUACCACCAGCAUCGCAGAAGUCCGUUGAAUUCUGGACUAUGGAUUUCAGUUGAGUUAGUUGUUACCAUGGGUCAAAUUAUAGCAUCCAUAGUGGUGUUGUCAUUGUCAAGACAUGAAAAUCCAGAGGCUCCACUAUUUGCAUGGGUUGUAGGUUAUGCAUCUGGUUGUGUGGCAACGCUGCCCAUUCUUUACUGGCGUUAUCGUUCUCGCAACCGUGGUCGUGAUCAGGAGUUCAAUCGAUCCCAUCAAGGUACUUCUCAUAGCAGUCAAUCGGAGCCUAGACCUUAUACAGCCAUCUCUGUCACACAGUCCACAGAUGAGGGCAAUCAGCACUUUGAAGAAUCGGCUCCAUGGAAUGGCCAAAUUGCAGACACUCUGAGUUUACGACUUAGUGGACUGGUGGACCAUUUCAAGAUGGCCUUAGACUGUUUUUUCGCUGUAUGGUUUGUUGUCGGCAAUGUGUGGAUUUUUGGAGGUCACUCUUCACCUUCUGAUGCUCCGAAACUGUAUAGGUUAUGUAUAGUAUUUCUAACUUUUAGCUGUAUUGGGUAUGCCAUGCCUUUCAUACUUUGUGCGACAAUUUGUUGCUGCCUACCUUGCAUAAUGUCUGUUCUGGGCAUCCGAGAAGACUUUUCGCAGACAAGAGGAGCCACCUCAGAAUCCAUCAAUGCUCUUCCAAUCUACAAAUUCAAGUUGAAGCAAGACUUAAAUGCUGAUGGCCGGGAUUUUAACCCAGGAGGAAGUGAAGGUGGGGUCUUGGCUCCGGGGACAGAAAAGGAGCGUUUCUUGGCGGGAGAAGAUGCAGUUUGCUGUAUUUGCUUGUCUAGAUAUGCAGAUAACGAUGAACUAAAAGAGCUACCUUGUCACCAUGUCUUCCAUGUUGACUGCAUUGAUAAAUGGCUAAAGAUCAAUGCUUCGUGCCCCCUCUGCAAAAGUGAGAUUAGCGAAAGCGGCGGGCUUUUGCAAUCUGACAGAGACAGCUAAGAGCAAGGGCACAGUUCUAAGUAGCUCAAGAGUUUGCAUAAGGGAGCUGCCUAUGAAUGGGCCAACUGCCGUGUGUACCCAUCAGACUUACGAUGAAACAGGGCCUCUUUAGCAGAGAGGUGCACAGGUAGCUGGAGGUUAUCUUUGCAAAGAGGUCCUCUCGUCGGGUGAUUUGCCGUUGCUACACUAUUGAGAAGUGAAUUGCUUGCUGAGGGGAGAUCCCACUUUCUCAGGAAACAUAAAUGUGAGUGCGAAGUUGAAUGCUCGACUCGUUUGCUGGGUGUCCCGUGAAACGAUCUGGGAGGGUGCUGCAAUGGCAAAGGAAUCUUUGUGCACAGAUCGACGUGUCUCAGGAUAAU